Caenorhabditis angaria is the source of this 978-nucleotide messenger RNA. Lineage: Eukaryota; Metazoa; Nematoda; Chromadorea; Rhabditida; Rhabditidae. The record is from the annotation of a GenBank genome assembly.
AUGAACUUUUUCCUAAUUCUCUCACUUGCUCUUUUUAUUAUUUUUCCCCUCGAGGUAAUUGUAUAUAAUUAUAUUGCUCCAAGAAGAGCAUAAGAUGAGAAAGAAUUCAGGUUCAAAGCAAUGACGUCACACUGGUAAUCAAGAAGAAUCGGAGAUUUGCAAGCCCACCUUAUUGUUUUGCAUAUGCUCGUGUUUUCAAUAAUGCCACAGGUUAAACAGUUUGCGAAAUUUAAAAAAAAAAGGAGAAAGAUUUUCAAUUUUUAAGGGGGAAAUGAUACAUUUUUCUAUGAAAAAAGAUUGGCUGAAUUUUUAUUGGAUGGUUUUGUUUUAUUGAAAGAAAGAGAAUUUAUAUUUUUUUAUAUUGGGGUCCAAAAAUUUAAAAAAAAAUGAGAAAAUUUUCAAUCUGUUCAAUAAAAAUGCUCAAAAAAGUUCCACAAAAACCUAACAAAAUAAUUUUCUAUAGGAAAAUCAAUCUCCUGCUAUGGCUAUGAAUACGACUGUAUUGAUGUACAAAAUAAUGUGCAAAUAGGAGUAAGUUUUUCCUUUUUUCUGCUUCUCAAAGAAAAAUCCAAAUGAAACGAAGAUAGAUGGAUGAGAAAAUUAAUGAAAAGUGAAAAGAGUGCUCGGCAAAAAUGCUAAUAACUUUCUCUUUUAAAACAAGAGUCUCUCAUUCGAUUAAUGAAAUUUGAUAGUUGUGAAAAAAUGACAUCAAUAUUUUUUUUUCACAGCUAUGGAUGGAAUAGAUAGAUGUUUUUGCAGAAUCAAAUUCAUUUAUUUAUUUAUUUUAUUGUAUUUCUGUUGCUGGAAAUAGAGUAUCAACUAUCAGUAUUUUAAGCAAAAAAAUAAUAAAAAAUUUAGGAAACUGUCGAUUUCUCACUGGAAGAAUGCGAAACAACUUCGGAAUUUAUUGAGUUUGCCGGCAAAAAUUUUCAAACACGUCUUGAUUCAAUAGCCAAAUCAACAACCAAUUCUCAAUAA